Lodderomyces jiufengensis is the source of this 1113-nucleotide messenger RNA. RefSeq names its product putative serine/threonine protein kinase. Lineage: Eukaryota; Fungi; Ascomycota; Pichiomycetes; Serinales; Debaryomycetaceae. Gene Ontology annotation, cellular component: Golgi apparatus; cytoplasm. Gene Ontology annotation, biological process: regulation of vacuole fusion, non-autophagic; vacuolar protein processing; protein phosphorylation. The coding region runs from base 1 to 1113 and encodes 370 amino acids. The transcript has a single exon. The record is from RefSeq and is a predicted model, not a curated record. Gene Ontology annotation, molecular function: protein serine/threonine kinase activity; ATP binding.
AUGAGUUUCUUGUUAUCAAUACUAUCAACAUGUCUACCAUGUUUUCCAUCACUAUCAGGAACCUACCUUAAAAUAAAUAAUAUAAAUUAUAAUAUAAUUCGACUAUUAGGGGAAGGAGGUUUUUCAUAUGUUUAUUUAGUUCAUCUGAAUUCAUCAAAUGAAUCAUCUCCCUAUGCUUUAAAGCAAAUAAAGUGUUUAUUCGGAAUGGAAGAUGAAAGUUACAGAAACGCAACUAGAGAAAUUAAAAAUUAUCAUCGUUUUUUAAAUUAUAAAACUCCUUAUAUUAUUCAAUCUAUUGAAGAAGAGAUUAGUUUUAACGACGAUGGGUCAAUUCAAAUUAAUAUAUUAUUGCCAUAUUUUAAUACUUCAUUACAGGAAAUAAUAAAUGAACAUGUUUUAAAUAAUACCAAAAUGGAUGAAAAAGAAAUUCUAAAGUAUUUCAUUGGAAUAUGUAGAGGUUUAAAAAUCAUGCACACUUACAAAACUACAAGAAAUACAGGUACUUUAGAUAACGAUGAAGAAAUAAAUGAUGAUAUAGAAGAACAAGAUACUUUAUUACAACCACCAGAGGAUGAAUUUGAUGUAGAUUCAUCAACAGGUGCAACAAUUGGAGGUAACUCUACGGAAUUACAAGAAUUCAUCCCAUUUGCACAUCAUGAUUUAAAACCAGCAAAUGUAAUGAUAUCAACGGAAGGAUUACCAGUAUUAAUAGAUUUAGGAUCAUGUUCAAAAGCUCGCUACAACAUACGAACUAGACAACAAGCAUUAUCAUUAACUGAUUUUGCACAAGAACAUUGUACAUUACCUUAUAGAGCUCCAGAAUUAUUAGAUGUUGAAACUGGAUCUCACAUUACUGAAUCAACCGAUAUAUGGUCUUUGGGUUGUUUAUUAUAUUGUUGUUGUUUUGGUUAUUCCCCAUUUGAAAAGUUAGAAAUUGAUCAAGGUGCAAAUUUGAAUUUAGCUAUAGCUCAAGGUAAAUAUCAAAUUCCAGAAGAUCAAAAUGGUUAUAGUGAUGAAAUUAUUGGAAUUAUAAAGAAAUGUUUACAAGUUAAAUAUAAAAAUCGACCUAAAAUUGAAGAAGUUUUGGAAGAAGCUUUAAAAAUAAGUAAUUAA